CCUCAACUCGGACGGUUCGCUCUCUAAUUUGAAGAACGACAUGAGAUACCAGAGCAUUAUUGGUAAGAGAAUCUGGAGACGACAAUGGACAAAGCCAACGUUAAGUUUGACCUCCGCCGCCUAUGGGCCCAUUACCGUUUCGCCCCUGGCCAGGCGCAUGUUUAUACUGUUCGCGCACUGCUCCCUAUAGUGCAGGAAUUUAACGGUUAUAUUGAGAGGGAGGCAAAGGUAUAUGAUUCCGUCUUCUCUACCUUUACACCGCUUAUUUCAAUCCAGAUUGAAGACUAUGUGGACUUCUUGGAAAUGAUCAACACGCAGUUGACGGCAGCACCCAGUUAUGGUGGGGGUGCGAGCGAUAUGGCGGCCGCUGUUCCCUAUUAUGCUAUCAUUUCGCGUUUCUGCAACACUCCCGGGGGCUCUAGCGCGUUCACCCAUCCUGGAGUCAAUGGGGGAUUCUGCACGGUGUUCACAGCAUGGAACAAGUACCUCGCGUCGGCGGACUCCACCAACAUCAUCCACAAUGGGGAGGGAGGCUGGCUCAGUACUGCAGCGCUCAAUUCCAUUGUACAGCACGCUGGUGGAAAUCCUGGGCAGGAUACGUCCGACAACUUCUAUAUUUGCGAUACAAGCGAUCCUCACUACGGUUUCAAUCAUGGGACUUCUUCGUCAAGGAGUACCGUGCUGUCGUUUUCCCUGACGACCCAAAGAUCUUCAACUCUCCAUGCACGUCCACCGUCUGCCAACCUUACGACAACCUCAAGAAGACAGACGGAUUCUGGCUUAAAAAUACCCCCCUACUCCCUCAACCACAUGCUCGCUGAGGAUGAGCUUGUUGGCAUAUUCGUCGGCGGGACUCUUUUCCAGCCUAUGCUUGCAUCUUUCGACUAUCACCGUUGGCGCAGUCCUGUCAAUGGUACUGUUACGAAGACACGCCUCAUUUCAGGCCUGAAGCAUUCUAACCACCACCAACCUUCUACGCUGGACUUCGUCACGGUCAUAUCUUCUCGUGCUUUGAUUUUCGUCCAAGCUGACGAGCCUGUUGGCUUGAUAUGCUUCGUGGGUAUUGGCAUAUGUGAGGUGUCAGCUUGCGGAAUUACCGUCAAUGAGGGUCAGGUGCUCAAGAAGGGAGAUGAGCUGGGCAUGUUCCACUUCGGAGGGUCUACCCAAUGUCUCGUCUUCCGCGGCGGCGUGGCUGUGUCCCCAAUCGAUCAAGAUGGCAAUGAUUUGGCAGGAUCGAAGGCGUGGGUUGGCAUAUCCGGUUUUACGACCGCUAUGCCAUCUUAAUUGGUUCGGCUUAGUGUGUGGUGUGGACACCCCCGCUGGAACAAUGUGCCAGGGGUUGAAAGGAACUGUGUUCGGUUAGUUUCACUUUGGAGGAUCUACUCCCUUAGCUGGUCGUCCGUCCUGCGUACCUUACGUCCCCAAUCUCGAAUACGGUUGGAAGAGCAAGAACGACAACUACUCGAAUGCCUUCGAAACGUCCGCACUGCUGUCUGGGUGUAGAGAACAGGAUCGACGAACUCCUCAGGCACGCCAUAAAACCCCCCAUUUUCCGUCUUCCUAUUUGUGACGUCGAUGCGAAGUUAAACACACAACGGAACUUCCUUUAAACCACGCUACACGUUAUUCACACUUUGCGGUCCGUACUGGUUGUAGGGAUACAGUGAUGGGAUUCCACGGACGAUUUUUCGAAGGUCUCUAAACGCCUUAGCCUUUUUAUCUCUUGCGGGUACCGCUGGUGUAGCUUCACUGUUUGGUAUAACAAUAAAUAAUCUUUAAAAG
Molecule: messenger RNA, 1782 nt
Organism: Pisolithus orientalis
Lineage: Eukaryota; Fungi; Basidiomycota; Agaricomycetes; Boletales; Pisolithaceae
Product: Phophatidylserine decarboxylase-domain-containing protein
Exons: 4
Coding region: 85-1284 (399 amino acids)
Biological process (GO): phosphatidylethanolamine biosynthetic process
Cellular component (GO): mitochondrion
Molecular function (GO): phosphatidylserine decarboxylase activity
Source: RefSeq, a predicted model, not a curated record